This is a messenger RNA of Cyprinodon tularosa, 5245 nucleotides long. RefSeq names its product E3 ubiquitin-protein ligase HECW1. Gene Ontology annotation, molecular function: protein binding; ubiquitin-protein transferase activity. The coding region runs from base 145 to 4989 and encodes 1614 amino acids. Gene Ontology annotation, biological process: regulation of dendrite morphogenesis. The record is from RefSeq and is a predicted model, not a curated record. NCBI's taxonomy places the organism in Eukaryota, Metazoa, Chordata, Actinopteri, Cyprinodontiformes, Cyprinodontidae. The transcript is spliced from 29 exons.
UCACAGGUGGUCCUCAGAGGAAAGGAUGGGAGCCCAGCCUGAGGAAGCGCUGCUGUUUAUGUUCCACCUUUAAACAUGGAGCCUGGAGGACAUUAGCUCACCUCCCCCUUCCUUCCUCCCUUCCUCCCUCCGUAGCCGUGGAGGAUGAUCCACCGCCAGGUGCUGCUGUCCCAGAACCUGUACCAGAACCGGCUCUUGAGCCUGUCUGCCAUGGCCUCCCCUACCCGCAGUGGCCAGUCCCGCCAGCGCUGCAAGGGGGCGGCGCGUCACAGCUGCGGUCCAGACACCUACGCGGUCAACGGUCUAAACCAGGAGGCCUUCGUGGUGGGACUGCAGCGCUCCACCAGUGACACCGACCUGGUCUCUCCUGACGCCCGCUCCACGCUAACCGUUAGCUCUGCCCACUACACCAUCGGCCAGUCUGAAGAUUUGGUGGUCACAUGGGACAUCAAGGAGGAAGUGGACGCAGGAGACUGGAUUGGAAUGUAUCUACUGGACGAGACUCUUUCUGAGAACUUUCUUGAUUACAAAAACCGAGGCAUCAGUGGAUCUCAGAAGGGACAAAUAGUCUGGAAGAUCGACUCCAACUCCAACUUUAGAAGCUCUGAGACUCAGGUCUGCUUCAGGUACUACCAUGGUGUCAGUGGAGCUCUGAGGGCCAAUACACCCAGUGUCACCAUCAAGAAGGGUUGCCCAGCUGAGCAGUUGUCUUUGUGUCCUCAGGUGUUAAAGCCGGUGGUUAGUCCUGAAGUGAACCACGGACUGGGCAACAGGAGACUGAUUAACUUCUCCCUGUCAGACAUCCAGGCGGUUGGACUGAAGAAAGGGAUGUUCUUUAAUCCGGAUCCGUACCUGAAACUCUCCAUUCAGCCUGGAAAACACAGCAUCUUCCCAUCGCUGCCGCAUCAUGGCCAGGAGAAACGCUCCAAAGUGGUGUGCAACACCAUCAACCCCCAGUGGAGCUCAGAGAGGUUUAACUUUGUGUCUCUGCCCACGGAUGUCCUGGAGAUUGAGGUGAAGGACAAGUUUGCAAAGAGUAGGCCAAUCAUCAAGCGUUUCCUGGGGAAGCUGUCCGUCCCCGUCCAGAGGCUUCUGGAAAAACAUGCUAUAGGAGACCGGGUGGUGAGUUACUCGCUGGGCCGCAGGUUGCCGACAGAUCACGUCUGUGGCCAGCUGCUGUUCCGCUUUGAGCUGAGCUCCUCCAUUCAUCCAGAUGAUGAGGAGGUUUCCCUGGUGAUGGAGCCAGCCUGCAAUGCGGAGGGGCCUCCUGCAGAAGAGAACCAUGAUGAAGACACUCUAAGUGUGGGCCCGGAUAUGCCUGAUAUCCCCCUGGAUGCUCCUCCUGACGCUGACAUCUCAGCGCCAGCAGCCCAGACCGCCAAGGAAGCGCCUCCUGCUGAGCAGCAGGAAGGCAGCGAAGCUGCACAGGGGGAGGAAGGAGGGACGGAGGGCGGGGACACAGUGAGGGGUGAAGCCUCACUGCCUGUGGCGGAGCAGAAGGAAGGGGGCUCCCCUGAACAGCAGGAGGAUAAAGAAGAAGAGGAGCAGGGAAGGGAGCCAGCUCCUCAAUCUGAGAAGGAGAGUGAAGAGGCUGAUGGUGCAGCCCAGCCUGAGUCUGAGGCAAAUGAAGGAGCUGCUGCUGCUUUAGAAGCUCCCUCUGAGCAGGGGGCCCCUCCACAGGAGGACCCUGAACCAGGAGCCCAGCAGGAGGUCACCGAAGAAGGAGAAACCAGCUCCAAACCCAGCUCCUGCCAGUCGCUAUUCUCAAACUGCAGCUCCCAAACCCCGUCAAAGCGUAAAACCCGGCCCUGCUCUCUGCCGGUGUCAGAGCUGGAGACGGUGAUCGCCUCGGCCUGCGGGGAGCCAGAGACACCGCGAUCCCAUUACAUCCGGAUUCAUCACCUCCUCCACAGCCUCCCCUCAGCCAGACCCCCCAGCCAGGAGGAGGAGGGGGAGUUAACCUCAGGGGCUACGUCACCAACCCUGAAAGGAGGCUCCAAGGAGGAGGAAGGGCAGGAGGAGGAGGAGGAGGAGGAUACGACUCGAUCUCCAUCUCAGGUCCCAGAAUGCCCUGGCCCAUGCUGCCGGCGAUCUCUGCCACGCAGCCUUUCCAUUGAGCGUCUGUCAGAGCUGAACCAGCUCCUGGAAGGUGAAGCAGGACAGGGAGGACGGCCAGCAGUUAGAAGGACCUCUCCAUCCUGCCUGGAUAGUGAGGAGGGGGAUUCCAAUCUCAGAGGAGGUCGCAGGGUUUGCGGCAGCAGCCACAGACCUCCCGGCGAAAAUGAAUGCGAGUUCUGCGACACGUCCUGCUACAGCACGUCCUGCUACAGCACCUCCUGUUACAGCACGUCCUGCUACAGCAACUCAGGCUAUGAGGGGAGGGGCCGCUUCUGUAGCCACAACCGCCUGUCCUCGGUGGACAGUAACCGGCUUUCCGGCAGCACCGUCUUCUCGUCCCAGGAUGAAGAAGAAGAUGAGGAGAGCGCCUUCGAGUCUGUCCUCAACCCUGUCCAGCCAGACGGUCAGGAUGGAGGCGGGGCAGGAAGUGAGAGGAGGAUAGGCAGAUGGAAAGAGAUCAGAAGGGAGGAGCAGGAAGAGCCAGCGGUGGCUGGGCCCAGUGACAAAAACUGCAUUGGAUCAGACCUCUCCCCUCCUGUCGGCCAUCUUCCAGUGCUGCGACCCAGCAAUGACCCAAACCAUUUUCCUGCAGCCACUGACCCAGCUUUACCUCCAAACUGGGAGGCUCGUGUUGACAGCCAUGGCAGAGUGUUCUAUGUGGAUCAUGUCAACAGAACCACCACUUGGCAGAGACCUGGUAACGGUGGAAAGUGUAACCACAGCAUCCCUCGCUCUGGUUCCACCCAGCAGAUGGAACAGCUAAACAGGAGGUACCAGAACAUCCAGAGGACCAUGGCCACCGAGGAGGACGGCAGUAGUCGGAGUUCAGACGGUGAAUCUGAGCUGCCUCAGACAGGCCCCUCCUCCCCCGUCAACCAUCAGAAGGUCACCUUUCUCCUUCAGUCGCCAGCCGUCAAGUUCAUCACACACCCCGAGUUCUUCACGGUGUUGCACAGCAACUAUGCAGCGUACCGCAUGUUCACCAGCAGCAGCUGCGUGAAGCACAUGAUCCUGAAGGUCCGCCGUGACGCCAGGAACUUUGAGCGCUAUCAGCACAACCGGGACCUGGUCGUCUUCCUCAACAAGUUUGCAGACACACAGCUGGAGCUGCCAAGAGGCUGGGAAAUCAAGACCGACCCCCAAGGAAAGUCUUUCUUUGUGGAUCACAACAGCCGAGCGACAACCUUCAUCGACCCUCGCAUCCCGCUGCAGAACGGCCGACUGCCGGGCUACCUGGCCCACAAGCAGCACCUGCAGAGGCUCCGCAGCUACAGUGCUGGAGAGGCCUCUGAGGUGUCCAGGAAUCGUGGGGCUUCUUUGUUAGCCCGGCCCGGUAUCAGCCUGGCAGCAGCCAUACGGAGCCACCAUCAUACUGACCCACAGCAACUCACUGCUCUCUCUUACAAUGACAAGAUAGUGGCGUUCCUGCGCCAGUCAAACAUAUUCGACAUGCUACAGGAGCGACAGCCGAGUCUAUGCAGAAAUCACGCUCUACGAGAAAAGAUCCACUACAUUCGGACAGAAGGUCCUCAGGGUGUGGAGAAGCUUUCAUGUGAUGCUGACCUCGUUAUCCUGCUAAGUUUAUUUGAAGAGGAGAUCAUGUCGUACAUCCCCCCACAUCCCAUCCACCCCGCCUUCGGCUUCUCCCCUCGCUGCUCGCCCGUUUGCUCCCCGCAGAACUCCCCUGGCUUGCAAAGAGCCAGGGCACCAGCUCCUUACCGCAGAGACUUUGAAGCCAAACUCCGAAACUUCUACCGGAAACUUGAGGCUAAAGGCUAUGGCCAAGGACCGGGCAAGAUCAAGCUUCUGAUCCGAAGAGAACACCUCCUGGAGGGAACCUUUAAUCAAGUGAUGGCGUAUUCUCGCAAAGAGCUGCAGAGGAACAAACUCUACGUCACCUUCUUAGGGGAGGAGGGCUUAGAUUACAGUGGCCCAUCCAGGGAAUUCUUCUUCCUGCUGUCCCAAGAGCUUUUUAAUCCAUAUUACGGCCUCUUUGAAUACUCAGCCAAUGACACGUACACCGUUCAGAUCAGCCCCAUGUCAGCUUUUGUUGAGAACCAUCUGGAAUGGUUCCGUUUCAGUGGCCGUAUUCUGGGCCUGGCUCUGAUCCAUCAGUACCUCCUGGAUGCCUUCUUCACUAGACCCUUCUACAAGGCUCUGCUCAGACUAGCCACAGACCUGUCUGACCUGGAGUACCUGGAUGAGGAGUUCCACCAGUCUCUCCAGUGGAUGAAAGACAACGACAUUACCGACAUCUUGGACCUCACCUUCACUGUGAAUGAGGAAGUUUUUGGUCAGGUGACAGAACGGGAGUUGAAGUCAGGCGGAUCCCACCUCCAGGUGACGGAGAAGAACAAGAAGGAUUACAUCGAGCGGAUGGCCAAGUGGAGAGUGGAGCGCGGCGUGGUGCAGCAGACGGAGGCGCUGGUUCGAGGUUUCUACGAGGUGGUGGACUCCAGACUGGUGUCUGUGUUUGAUGCACGGGAGCUGGAGCUGGUCAUCGCCGGCACGGUGGAGAUCGAUCUCAGCGACUGGAGGAGCAACACGGAAUACAGAGGAGGUUACCAUGACAGCCACAUCGUGAUGCGGUGGUUCUGGGCAGCGGUGGAAAGAUUCACCAACGAGCAGCGGCUACGAUUGCUGCAGUUCGUCACGGGAACUUCCAGCGUGCCGUACGAGGGCUUCGCCGCCCUGAGGGGCUCCAACGGCAUGAGGCGCUUCUGCAUUGAGAAGUGGGGUAAAGUCACCUCCCUCCCCAGGGCUCACACCUGUUUUAACCGCCUGGAUCUGCCCCCAUACCCCUCCUACACCACGCUGUAUGAGAAGCUGCUGGUCGCAGUGGAGGAAACCAGCACUUUCGGCCUGGAGUGACCGGCAGAGAGCGAGACCUCUCUGUACUGCAGGGCCUGGAACCCGCCCACGCCAGCUCCCACAUUUCCUCAGAGCUCUGAAGUGGAUAUGAUUUCUGGGUUCCUGGUGUUCAUUCGCCAUAGGGAGGUUUCUGACGCUGGGAUCGGUUCACCAGUCCGUUUAAAAUGGGAUCAAAGAUGUUUUUUUUUCCAUUUGCAUGAACCAAAACCCUUCAGGCUCCCAAGAAAGUUCAUGUUAAUAAACAAAUAUAUGGAAA